AUGACAAAGAAUACCAAAGAAUACAAUGACAACAAAGUAUACCACCAAGAACGACAAAAACAAAAUAUCACCACAAGGCACAAAUUCUGUAUAAAACACACCACCACCACCUAUACACCUUCACAAGCUUUACAAGAACGAUCUUUAGGCACUAUAACAAAACAAGCUACUAA
Messenger RNA from Dentiscutata heterogama, 173 nucleotides. NCBI's taxonomy places the organism in Eukaryota, Fungi, Glomeromycota, Glomeromycetes, Diversisporales, Gigasporaceae. The record is from the annotation of a GenBank genome assembly.